Messenger RNA from Stylonychia lemnae, 534 nucleotides. The record is from the annotation of a GenBank genome assembly. Lineage: Eukaryota; Ciliophora; Spirotrichea; Sporadotrichida; Oxytrichidae.
AUGAUCAAGCUUUGUAGGUAAGAGGGACUUGAAACUGUAAAUAUUGUGAGAAAAGAUGAGUAUGUCAAAGAUUUAAGGGAAAGCUAUGGAGAGAAAUAUGUUCUUAAUCAAGAAAGUCCAACAUUUUUGAAAGACCUUGAACCCAUAUUGAAAGAUACUUAAGCAACAAUACUGUUUGAAUGCUUAGGAGGGGAUCUCCCAGGAGAUAUCUUUGCUAAAAUGGUUUCAAAGAGUUGGAUGAUAGUUUAUGGCUCAUUAACAAAGAAGCGGUCAACCUUUGAUGCUUACGAUUUUAGAUGGAAUGACAAAAACAUUACUUCCUUUAUAUUAAACAGAUGGAUAGUCUCACUUGAGCCAGAAGUAAGAUAGUAAUAGUUCUAAAGAGUAGCUGAUGAUUUGCAAAAUAAUUAAGGACAUAUUUUUGGAUCUUAAAUCGUUAAAGAGGUACCCCUUGAGGAUUGGAAAGAAGCUAUGGAGGAGUCUGAGAAAUUAGCAUCUGAAGGUAAAUUUAUAAUUAAAUGCCAUAGAAAUUGA